CAUCUGGAUGAAGUGCCGUCCUAAAGAUUCAUGUAGUUCAUUGGUGUGUGUGUGCUUUGAUAACAUAUUAUAUAUAUACAUAUAUAACGAUUGAUUCUUGGUUUUAAACGUAUUAUAAUAAGGAUGAAUAUAUAAAAUAGACAUGAAUAAUCGUAUUUCGUUAACGUUAUUACGCAAAUAUUCGUCAUUCCUUAAAGGUGAGAGGAUCGGUCGACAGGUAUUUUGAGUUUUGCACAAGUUACAAACUGUAAGCCGCGUGCAAAAUAGGCUUAAAAAGUACGUACCGAGUGCAAAAAGAAGGUUGGAAAUUUUAACAAAAGAAUCUAUAUAUAUGUAUACAUAUAUAUAGGUUCAUAUACAUUAAGUACUUAUCUGAAUAUUCGUAUAUAACAGAUAGGCAGAUACAUCAUUGGUUUAUCCACUGCCAAGAAAUCCAUCCAGAAAUAAUCCAUUAACAAAGUAACGAAACAAUCAUCGUUCAUUUGGUCAGUCUUUAUAAAGGAUAUCAAAUAAUUAUUUCGACAAGCAUAAUUUAAACUAGUAUUUGAAAACACUUCAAAAAGCUAUUUCAUUCAUAAAACUUUAAUACUUGAAAAAUUUUGUAAGUUUUCCAAACAUGGGACGUUACUCAGGGAAGAAAUGUCGCCUGAUGAGCAUGUUCUUUCUCACGGCAUCAUACUUUUUGGUGGAAAUCGUCGUCGGUUACGUCACAAAUUCUGUAGCAUUAGUGGCAGAUUCAUUUCAUAUGCUUUCCGAUGUGAUAGCUCUAGUCAUUGCCUUCCUUUCUGUUCAGAUGUCUCCGAGAAAAUGGUCUAAAAACACGUUCGGAUGGGCAAGAGCCGAAGUAUUAGGUGCUUUAGUAAAUGCAGUGUUUUUAGUAGCAUUGUGCUUCUCUAUCCUUGUGGAAUCUUUAAAACGGUUCUACGAGUACGACAUUAUUCAUAAACCAGUCUUGCUUUUGUACAUUGGAUGUAUUGGUCUCAUAGUUAAUAUAAUCGGACUUUUUCUGUUUCAUCAUCAUGGUAGCGGUCAUAGCCAUCGACGUGGACAUCAUCACAGUCUUCCCACUAUAGAAGAUGUCAUGGCAGAGGAAGAUAUAAACGACAACCAAGAAAAUUAUCGUCUGUCUGAUAAUCUUCCUCCUACUCCUCCUAAAGGUGGAGAUGCUAAGAAACCUCCAAUGAACAGUGGAAGUCAAAUGAAUAUGAGAGGUGUAUUCUUACAUAUUCUUGCUGAUGCUUUGGGAUCUGUAAUUGUCAUCAUCAGUGCUCUCGUGAUUUGGUUAACUGAUUGGACGUAUCGUUUUUAUGUAGAUCCUGCUCUCAGUAUAGUGAUGGUUUGUCUUAUCAUGCGAUCAACUUGGCCAUUAUUGGUUGAAUCUGCCUUAAUUUUGCUGCAGACUGUUCCAACUCAUAUUCAGGUGGACUCUCUUCAGAAAAAACUUCUGCAAGAUAUUGAUGGUGUGCUGGCUGUUCAUGAAUUUCACGUGUGGCAGUUGGCAGGUGAAAGGAUCAUCGCUUCGGCUCAUAUACGUUGCAGAAAUUUAACUGAUUACAUGAAAAUAGCAGAAAAAGUGAAAGAAUUCUUCCAUAAUGAAGGAAUACAUUCGACCACCAUUCAACCCGAAUUUGCCGAUCUUGCAGCCGAACAACAAGAUAAAGAAGAUUGUGUACUGGAUUGCCCUUCUAGUAUGAAUUGUACUGCCCAAACAUGUUGCGGCAUGCAGAAGGAAGGAAAGGAAAGCCCGAAAACCGGAUUGGUCAGUGGUGGAACAUCGCCAAACUGUCGUCAGAGAAUAAAUGGUGGUCCCGCCAUGGAACAUCGCAAUAAAGAGGUAGCUCUUGUCAUGGAAGCGGGAGAAGGUAUAAGACAAGAUAAUAUACCCUGAUACGAAAAGUAGCUGUGAUAAAAUAAAAGAAAUAAGAUGUAUCUUAA
Molecule: messenger RNA, 1935 nt
Organism: Centruroides sculpturatus (bark scorpion)
Lineage: Eukaryota; Metazoa; Arthropoda; Arachnida; Scorpiones; Buthidae
Gene: ZnT63C
Product: zinc transporter 1-like
Exons: 9
Coding region: 617-1888 (423 amino acids)
Biological process (GO): intracellular zinc ion homeostasis; detoxification of zinc ion; zinc ion transmembrane transport
Cellular component (GO): membrane
Molecular function (GO): zinc ion transmembrane transporter activity
Source: RefSeq, a predicted model, not a curated record